Molecule: messenger RNA, 6723 nt
Organism: Podarcis lilfordi (Lilford's wall lizard)
Lineage: Eukaryota; Metazoa; Chordata; Lepidosauria; Squamata; Lacertidae
Source: the annotation of a GenBank genome assembly
AUGGGUGGAAGUGAUCGUGAAUAUGGUUCUGGACACUCUCAAGCUUAUGAUUCUGCAGGUCUCAACGUUCAAGCUCUCUCCCUUCUCCAUCCCCAAACCUUGAUAGCCAUGGCUCAAGGUUUCAUGGCCUCAGUGAAAACUACUAAGUAGCAUCUGCACUCACCUGGUCAAAUGCUUGAUUUAGGCUGUAAUCCAACACACAAUUACUUACCUGGAAGUAAGUCACAAUGAGGUCAUCUAGCCUUACAUUUCAGUAGACAUGUAUAGGAUUGCACUGCCAGUUUGUUGUCAGCUCUGGUGUCCAGAGAAGUAGCUCCACUAGCACUAGAACUUCUGUUUGUGUACAGAACAACCCUUGCUGCUUCUCUCCUUGUGCCUGCUCCACAGAUCUGCUCCGGAGGGUGAACAACAGAAAAUAAGACAGAACCCUUUCUCUACCAUUUACAUGUGAAGAGAACAUCUUGUUAAGGGCCACCCCAAUCUCUGCCAAGUGGUGUGAGGUUCCAGGAGUCUUCGCCCUUAUUCAGGGUUCAUGUUUCCGUUGGAAAAAUGAGGCGCAUUGGAGUCUUUAAGAUAAUAUGGUUUUACUUACACAUAUAUUCACCUUAACCUUGAUGAAGGGAGUGCAGAGGGUGAAUGUAUUUUUUGCCAACCUUUCAGGGCAAAGUCUUCCCAUUACAGCUUUCAAAAACUAGCUUAUGACCACAAUAUCUAGUGAUGGCUUCGAUAGCUUAGGGGACCAACUGCAACCGCUGCAGAUAAAAGUUUUCAUAUGACAGUUUCAGUCUCUGCACUCAUUUCACAAGUCUGUGCCAACUCAUCCAACAGGGAUUCAGACACCAUUAGGAGAAUGUGUGAGGGGAUCCAUGUAGGAUAGUAGCCACUUUGCUCCUCUUCCCUCUGCUGUUGCAGUAGUGGGAGAUAAACCAUGGUUUGGCUUAAUGUUACACCUGAACUGGCCUUGUAGUUUUUUCACUGCAAACAAACUGCAAGCUGUAACACAGCUCUCCAACUUCCAUUCUUGCCAGCUCAUUUAUUGUGAGCUGCGUCUUCUUGCCAGGGUUAGGAAUGCAGAUCCAUCACCAUCCUUCCUCCCCCCCCCCUUCUUUUCUUUUUUUCAAAGAACUAGCAUUGCAUUUGAGUUCAGGUGAGAUUUUGCAAGUACAGCAUCUUCAUUCCCCCCCACACUUAAUUUAUUUAUUAUUAAUGUUGCAAUACAUAUAUGAAAUCUUUACAUAUUGAUACGUAUACAUUAUAUUCGUAAAUUCACAUUUUCACAUUUCUUUAUGUACCAACAUUUAUCCAUUUCUUAUUUCUUACUCUGCGUCUUCCCUCCACCUGUACGUGACUUUCUUGUUAUUAUUUUGUAACUUUAUUAUUGAGAUUGUGAUUUUGUAUCUUAAUAAUUAAAUAUUCAAUCUUAUAUAUCUGCUUAGCUUAGCUUACCGUAUUUUUCGCUCUAUAAGACGCACCAGACCAUAAGACGCACCUAGUUUUUGGAGGAGGAAAACAAGGAAAAAAAUUAUUCUGAAUCUCAGAAGCCAGAACAGCAGGAAGGAUUGCUGUGUAGCGAAAGCAGCGAUCCCUCUCUCUGUUCUGGCUUCUGGGAUAGCUGCGCAGCCUGCAUUCGCUCCAUAAGACGCACACACAUUUCCCCUUACUUUUUAGGAAAUACGGUAACUUAACUUUGUGAAAUCAGUCUAUACAUAUCAAUAAAUUCUUGUUGGAGCAUCUUUUGGUCAUGUAUUCUUCUACACAUUUCCUUUCCUGUUUGAGAUUUUGAUUAGAUUGCAUUCUAACUGUUGCCGUCAUUUUUGCUAAUUCAAUCAUUUCAAAAAAUUUAUUUUGCCAAUCUUUCAAUGUUGGUACUUCUUCUGAUUUUCUCUCCCCUUUUUUAAAAACUAUAUUUUUCCCUUAAUAUUUUUAUAUUAUUAUUAUCCUCUCCAUCUUCUAUUACUUGAUACAUAAACGUCUCCCCUUUCAUAUAUUUUAACCCCCUUUUAAAAAAUCAACCCUUCCCCCCUUCCCUAAGUCUUCAGCCAUUUACUUAAUUAUUAUUACUACCAUUUUUAAUUAAUAUUAAUAUUACUACCAUUUUUAAAAUACAUCCAUAUAUUACUUAAAACACACUUUCCACCCCACCAAAAAAGGAAAAAUAUCGGCGAUUAAAAUGAAUGUGUUGCCAAAAAUGCUAUUUCUUUUUCAAUCAAUACCAGUCAUCCUGAAAGAUGAAUGUUUUAAAAAAUGGCAGAAAGAGAUUUCAAAAUUUAUUGGGGGGGGGGGGCAAAAGGCCAAGGAGAAAAUAUAAAAUACUUACAGACAUAAAAGACAGAGGUGAUCAAAGGGAAAGUGAAAUUACUGAAGGCCGCAUACAGCAUACUAUUAGAAUGGGAGACGAAAGAUGAAGAGGUAGAAUCAGUUAUGAUUAAAUGGGCACAAGAUGUAGGUCACAAUAUUAUGAUGGAAGAUUGGGAAAAAUUAUGGAAAACUGAUUUAAAAUUUACAGAUUGUUCCCUAUUGAAGGAAAAUUAUAUGAAGAUGAUGUACAGAUGGUACAUGACACCAGUGAAGUUAGGGAAAAUGUAUAAAACUAGUUCAAAUAUAUGUUGGAAGUGUAAGGAAAAGGAGGGGACAUUUUAUCAUAUGCGGUGGGAUUGUAAUGUAAUUAAAAAUUUUUGGGAAAUGAUAUACAACGAAUUAAAGAAAAUGUUUCAUCUAACAUUUGUUUAAAAAACUUGAAGCAUUUUUGUUGGGGAUUGUAGGGAAAGACCUGCCAAAAAAGUUGAAAAACAUAUUCAUGUAUGCGACAACGGCCGCGAGAGUCCAAUAGCACAAGGAUGGAAGACUGAAGAAACCCCAACUAAAGAAUCGUGGCAAGAAAAAUUGACGGACUAUGCAGAACUGGCAAAACUGACAUAUAAGCUACGGGACAAGGAUAACUGUGACUUUAAGGAUGAAUGGGAACCCUUUACAAAGUAUCUGAAGAAGCAACAAAGUGAACUGGACUCCUUGGCUGGUUUUGAAUAAACAUUCACAAACUUUUUAUUGAUAAUAAUCAGCUAAAUAGUUUGAGGUUCUAUACAACUUUGUAACAUGCAGAAAACAGCAUUCUUAGAGAAACCAAAGACUGGAACUGAGGGAAGUCGGGGGGGGGCUAUGUGGGAGGAUGGGGGGAGGGAGGAAAAAUGGGGGGGAAACAAGGAUGAUAUGUUUUUGGAUAAUAUGUUUUGUUUUAAUUUUGAAUUUAAAAAUUCAAAAGGGGGACACUUUCUUUUGUUGUUGUUGUCCUCUUUCCUUUCCAAUAUAUUUUAUCUUCUUCCACCUCACCGUGCCACACACAUUUUAAAAAUCUUUCUUGAUGUACCACCCAAGCAUGGGAUUGUUCUUUGAGCCCCCCGACACGGGGCAAACUUGAGUCAAGCUAGCUCUCCCCUUUCUUGACAGCAGUGUCCUGUUCCUCAUACCACAAUCCCCAAUUUCCACUGGGGUCAGAAAAAGUUACUCCCAAGUAGAGCUAUUUAGGAGGCUCAGGCCCGAAGGUGCACUUUCAUGAGCAGGAGGCCUCUUUCUGACUUAGGGAAAUAUUCUUGCAUGAGAAAAGACCAAAAGGACAGUGUGUCUAGAGAUGUAUUUAUUUAAGUAAUUCUUUUGCCUGUAUAAUUCUAAGCACCAUAUCAUGGGUUCCCUGGUGGUCUCCCAUCUGGGCACCUCAGGACACCUGCCAAGUGUCCCUAUUUUCAAGGGACAGCCCCAGAUUUACAGAAGCCAUUGUGACACCUCCCUCUGCUGGCUCACUGGUCACCAGAGUGCAAAAAGGCCUGGUGAACUCCUGUGGUUGGAUCAUUUCACGUUUGUUCCAGGAAGAAGAUAGACAUGUAAGUAGGAUUUCUCUCAGCAUCUGCAUUCUGUGAUGAUAGUGAAUUCCUCUUGAGCUUAGAGGCAUGAGAGAGUACUAACUGUAAGCCCCAUUUCUCUUUCUUUUCUAGGCUUUCCAGGCUGCGAAGAGCUAUUUCAAGGGUGGCGAGAAAAAAUAAAGUUUGCCCUGUCCCAGAAUCCUCCCCCCCGCCCACCCCUCCCCCUCCGGCCCCUUUUCCAAAGGACCACAAAGGUAAAACCUUUCAGCAUAUAGAUGCUGCUUCCAGUCCCUAAGAUUUCUUAGGAAAGAGAAGAACUUGCAUGGGAUGGGGGUAGGCCAAGGCUUUGAAAAUGGUAUAGGUGCAAUAUACUCUGAACAAAAGGCUAAAUUAAUUGUAAAUAAUGUGGUCACGGAAGAAUUUUAGAUAGAAAAAGGGACACGACAGGGGUGCCCAAUUUCCCCACUGCUUUUUAUAUCGGUCCUGGAGGUUUUGCUAAACAUGAUUAGAAAGGACCGGUUGGUUAAGGGCAUACAGGUCGGACUUAAACAGUACAAACUGAGAGCAUUUGCAGAUGAUCUAGUAUUGACGCUACAGGAGCCAGAAUCUAGUACUAAAAGAGUUUUAGAAUUAAUUCAGGAAUUUGGUCAGGUGGCAGGUUUUAAAUUGAACAAGUCAAAAACUAAGGUUUUAGAGAAAAACUUAACACCGAUUGAAAGAGAGAGGUUUCAGAAUGAGACAGGAUUGAAUGUGGUAAAGAAAGUGAAAUACUUGGGGAUUAAUAUGACAGCCAAAAAUGGGAACUUAUUUAAAGAUAAUUACGAAAAAUGUUGGACGGAAGUGAAAAAAGAUUUAGAAAUUUGGUCAAAUUUGAAACUCUCGCUGCUGGGCCGUAUUGCUGUGAUAAAGAUGGAUGUAUUGCCUAGAAUGUUGUUUUUGUUUCAGACAUUACAAAUUGUAGAUAAGAUGGACUGUUUCAAGAAGUGGCAGAGAGAUAUUUCUAGAUUUGUCUGGCAGGGCAAGAAGCCCAGAAUAAAAUUUAAGAUAUUAACUGAUGCCAAGGAAAGAGGUGGAUUUGCCCUGCCAGACCUUAAACUUUAUUAUGAAUCAGCAGCUUUUUGCUGGCUGAAAGAAUGGCUACUUCUUGAAAACACAGACAUUUUGGAUUUAGAAGGUUUUAACAAUGUAUUUGGAUGGCAUGCAUACUUAUGGUAUGAUAAGGUCAAAGCACACAAAGCAUUCAAAAACCAUAUUGUUAGGAAAGCAUUGUUUAAUGUUUGGAUAAGAUACAAAGAUUUAUUGGAAAAUAAAACCCCAAGGUGGCUGUCACCAAUGGAAGCAAAAGCUCUGAAAAGGCUCAAUAUGGAGGCCAAAUGGCCGACAUAUUGGGAAAUUUUGGAGCAAGAAGGAGAUAAAUUGAGAUUACAGAGUUUUGAAAAAUUAAAAAUAAAGUGAGAGAUUGGCUUCAUUACUAUCAGAUAAUGGAGGCAUAUAAUUUGGAUAAGAAAAUAUGCUUCCAAGUGGAAAAGUCAAAAUUAGAAACAGAAUUGUUAGAACCCAAAACUAAAAAUUUGUCAAGAAUGUAUAAUUUGCUGUUGAAAUGGAAUACUCAGGAUGAAACGGUGAAAUCUGCUAUGAUUAAAUGGGCACAAGAUGUUGGACAUAAUAUUAUGUUCGCUGACUGGGAACAGUUAUGGACCACAGGUAUGAAGUUUACGGCAUGUAAUGCCUUAAGAGAGAAUAUUAUGAAAAUGAUAUACAGGUGGUACAUGACCCCAGUCAAGCUUGCAAAAAUUUAUCAUUUGCCCGAUAAUAAAUGUUGGAAAUGUAAAGAAACUGAAGGUACAUUCUUUCACCUUUGGUGGACGUGCCCAAAGAUCAAGGCUUUCUGGGAAAUGAUAUAUAAUGAACUGAAAAAGGUAUUUAAAUAUACCUUUCUGAAGAAACCAGAGGCCUUUCUUUUGGGCAUUGUCGGCCAACUGGUGCCAAAGAAGGACAGAACCUUUUUCAUGUAUGCUACAACAGCAGCAAGAAUACUUAUCGCAAAGUAUUGGAAGACACAAGAUCUACCCACUUUGGAAGAAUGGCAGAUGAAGGUGAUUGACUACAUGGAAUUGGCAGAAAUGACUGGCAGAAUCCGAGACCAGGGAGAAGAGUCGGUGAAGGAAGACUGGAAAAAAUUUAAAGACUAUUUACAGAAAUAUUGUAAAAUUAAGGAAUUUUAGAAGGAUGUCAGAUAGAAACUAAGAGGUUUUUAGCUGUAAUGCUUUUAAGAGACAUAAAAAAAAAAAGGUUAACAAUUGGGUAAAAGAUUAAUGGUAAGGAUUUGCUGAACCAACAAACUGAACUGGAAUACAAAGAAGGGAGGUAUGAGGAGGUCCGGGAAAUAAGAGCAAGGAAGAUAGGUUAUGGAAAAUUAUUGUGCUUUUAACUGUUUUAUUUUGUAUGUUUUUCCUUAUUUUCUACGUUUUUGUUAUAUCUUAAAACCUUAUACUUUUUUCUUUAUUCUGUAUUUUCACGUAUUUUUUGAAACUUUAAUAAAUAUCAUUAUAAAAAAAAAAAGAUUUCUUAGGAAAGGUCUCUGUCUGAGGCCUAUUUUGAGGUUUAGAUAAUCAUAUCCCAUGUGGGCUCUUUGUUUCCCUGUAGGCUCCACGUACUUCCUUGCCGCCUCAGGUGAAAGAGAAAGAAAGUCAUCCUGAAGGUAAUGUCUAUUUCCAUAUAUAUGUUCAGUGUAUAAGACAGUCCCUAAAACACAUAUAAUUGCUAGCCUUCUCUUCUUUUCCAUUUAGAUGACAUAAUCCUUGAAGACCUGGAGGCAGAGCAGGGGCAGGACAGCUUUGAUACUGACACAACGAGCCACAGAACCUGA